Molecule: messenger RNA, 300 nt
Organism: Knipowitschia caucasica
Lineage: Eukaryota; Metazoa; Chordata; Actinopteri; Gobiiformes; Gobiidae
Source: the annotation of a GenBank genome assembly
AUGCUCACAGCUGUCACCAGUUCUGCGAGUGUAUUUCAUAGUGUGCGUGUCUUGGCAUGGCGCUACACCGCUUCCAGGGGUCAGGGAGGUGUUGAGAUGUCCAGCUUUGAGUUCACUGACCCGCAGAUUGCCAACGACGAAGUGGAGCGACCCCCCCCCCCCAUACCCCACACUUACCCUCACCGCCACCAUCUCAGCGGCGGGGCGAGUGUGGUUCAGAUGAGCGACUGCACGUCAAGCCCAGACUACGCGUCGCAUGCAGGCAAGUGGCAAAUGCGCAUCCUGCUUUUUGGCCGUUAG